AUGGGCUUGGUCAACCAGCGAAAUUUCAACUUCUUCCAGUUUAACAAUAUAGUCAAUCGAUAUCAACAAAUUAGUCCAUCGAAAAGAUUACCACUUGUGAUCCUGCACAAGAGGCGUGUACAUGGAGGUCCAGCUACUUACCGUAACAGAGGCUUGUAUUGGCUUUACACUGCUGUAAGUUGCAAGUGUUUAUCUGUGUUGAGAGAGAAUGAAUUGAAACUGCAUAUGCUACCUCCAUACUCCGUUGUUAAUAGGAGUCUGAAGAUGGAACAUGGAACAUGGCACGUCCCCAUGAGUGUAGAAGAUGAUGCAUCUCAUAAGAAGUUUUGUGUUGGUUUUCCUUGA
Microthlaspi erraticum is the source of this 345-nucleotide messenger RNA. NCBI's taxonomy places the organism in Eukaryota, Viridiplantae, Streptophyta, Magnoliopsida, Brassicales, Brassicaceae. The record is from the annotation of a GenBank genome assembly.